AUGACUCCUCUCUCAGAGUUCAUCUUCCUCUCCGUUCUUGGGAGCAUCUUUACGCUCAUAGUGUCUACGCCAUGGAGGCCAUGGCUCAUGAAGCGCCUGUCUCAGUACACCAUUCCGUCCUUCAAUCUUUUCAAAGGAUUCACUCGAUCCGGCAUAGUCUUUUCAGAUUCGACGAACACCCACAAUUCAACAUGCGCCUUCAAUAAACAGAAGCUCGACAUCAUCCACGACCUGUCUGACUGCCACGAGGUCGCCUCAUCAUUCUCCACCCUUGUUCAGCAGGAUGGAGCUGGUUGCUGGCCUCCGAGAUCCAAUCACAAUGAAAAGACAUGGCCCGCAUGCCUCCAGGCAUACAAAGACAUCUACCAUGAGAUGGCUCCCCUCCUACCAGCGGAGAAUGCAUCUCUUGACGACAACAUCAACGAAAGGCGCAUAUUCGAGUUCAGGACACGCUUCGUUCAGCUUUUGAGUCAAAAGGUUGACCUGGCUGAAGUUCAGAGACUGCUGCACGCGGCCGAUGCUGGAAGAUGGGAUGUCUUCCCCAGGGAUGCUUACAAUGGGUUCUACUGCUGUGUGGCUUGGUGUAGACAUGCUUAUAGCAUCCCAGUAGUCCGCCUCGCCCAACUUGAAAAGUCCAUUGCCCUCCCCAUGGAACUCGUCAUGCCCUGGAACUCCAUGCAGUCACACUUUGGUCUCGAUUCCGAAUCCGGAAACAACAUGUCUAACCUGGUUCUCAACUUCAACCCAGCUGGAGGCUACGCCCUCAAGAUCAAUACCGGCCUCUCGACUCUUAUUCAGUCCUCAGAGGAGGAAUUCGCCCGCAUCUUUCAGGAGGUCGAAGUGCUAGGUGUACCAAUCUACUGCUCCAUUGUCGAAAGUAUCCUGGCAUACGCCCGGGGUGACAAGGAGUCUUGUCUCGAACAUGUCCGUGACAUCAAAGGCCAGCUACGCCCUUUGCUAAGCAGCUAUUACGACCGAGUUCACGACGCCAAGAUUGCGAGAUCAGUGUGGCUGAGCCGCGUUCAAGGGUUUUAUGCCUGGGGCAUGGGACACCAGAAUAUCACCAAUGGAGAGUGGGAGAAGUUUGAUGGGCUGAGUGGAAAUCAGGUCUUGCUGUUCCAAGCCCUGGAUGCGUUUUUGGGAUUGGAGGCGUACCUGCCCAGGCUGAUCCAGGAAAGAAAUGUCCCUCUCUUGCAGAGAAGAUUCUGCAAAGUGGUCAAGAAGCAUGCCUUUAGGGGCCAGUUGGCGGAUGAGGGGCUUGAUGGAAAGAUCAAGAAGGAGUUCGAGGAUAUUGUCAAAAGGCUGAGGGUCUUUCGAUCUGCGCACCGUACCAGAGCCAAGGUGUAUCUCACACAGCCCGCACCCGAGAGAUUGCCCAUGACAGCGGGCAAGUCGCUGCUCAAGGAGGAUAUGGACCAGAGCUUGCUGUUUUUGGAUCAGUUCAUGGUCGGCAGGUUGCAACAGACGGUAUAG
Podospora anserina S mat+ is the source of this 1473-nucleotide messenger RNA. RefSeq lists its product as uncharacterized. The record is from RefSeq and is a predicted model, not a curated record. NCBI's taxonomy places the organism in Eukaryota, Fungi, Ascomycota, Sordariomycetes, Sordariales, Podosporaceae. Gene Ontology annotation, cellular component: cytoplasm. Gene Ontology annotation, biological process: 'de novo' NAD+ biosynthetic process from L-tryptophan. The transcript is spliced from 3 exons. The coding region runs from base 1 to 1473 and encodes 490 amino acids. Gene Ontology annotation, molecular function: heme binding; metal ion binding; indoleamine 2,3-dioxygenase activity.